Messenger RNA from Medioppia subpectinata, 1458 nucleotides. The record is from the annotation of a GenBank genome assembly. NCBI's taxonomy places the organism in Eukaryota, Metazoa, Arthropoda, Arachnida, Sarcoptiformes, Oppiidae.
GCGCCAAAGUGUGUGUCACAGCAGCGGAUCAUUGAGACCUCGCUAUCCUAUCCGACAAACAUCUUCUGCGAAGUGGACGCCAAUCCCGAAAACGUGACUUUUUUCUGGCACUCGUCCGCUAUGGACGACGAGGUCGGCCGCCGGAGGAUCGCUAUAUCGAGCAAAGCCUUACGGAGCAAACUGGCCAUCAGUCCGCAGUCGAGCGCCGAUUUCGGUCUCUACACGUGUUGGGCCCGCAAUGCCAUCGGAACCAACCAAUUGACGCCCUGUGUGUUCAAUCUGACGGACAGCGGACAGAGUAUACCCCGACCGGUGACCGAUUGCCGUACGAACGCCGGCCGUCGAGCCGUUUACAUCCGGUGCGCGUAUUCGCCGCCCGCCUCACAAACGCAGCCACUCUUUGUCAAAGACACUCACUUUCAUCUGGAAGUCCGCGAUUCCCAUAACUCGCGGCUUAUCGUCAAUCAGACCAAUAGUGUUGAGCCGGUGUUCAACGUGACGGACAUGCAAUGGGCGCCCAUAUAUCAGCUCAUAGUCUAUGUGUCCAAUCCUUUCGGCGUUAGCAAUGAGGUAACAAUGAUGGCUCAGUCGGAACCGUCGGACGCAUCUCAAGUGCCGCCGGGUGUGGGCGCGGGUCAGCCGGAGUCGCCAUCAUUCAAGUCGUCGGCCAUCUCUCCGGACUCACAGCAACAGCAAACCAACGACACGUCGUCUUCGCACCGGAUUCUAGUGAUACUCAUCUCAUUGUUAACUGUGGUGUUGAUCAUACUCUCCAUACUUAUCACCAUAACUAUAGUGUUGUGUUUUUUGCGACAAAAAAGCAAUAAAAAGCGUAACAAACACAGGGGUAGCGCUGGUGGUAGUGGUGUCGGCGGCGGCGGUGACGUCGCCGGCGAUAGUAGCGAUGGUAUGGGCGGCGCCGGCGAUGGCUAUAGUGAUCAGUGCGGCGGCAGUGGUAGCGGUAGUACCGCUCGGCUGUCAUCGAAACAGUCAAAGAAAAAGUACAAAAACAAGAGAUUAUCUCAGAGUAACACAAAGACCAGCGACGACAGCAUAGCCACGUCGGACGGGUCGGCACAUCCCGAUGUGAUCCCAUGCGAUGGUGUGGUCUUCUUCAGUAACGAUCAUCACAUUAUUGAUGGCAACGAUUCGCGUGAUAACGGAUUCAACGCUAAUAAUUCAUUAUCGAUAUAUAGAGACAUUAUUAUCGCGGCUAAUGUCGCCUGUAAUGAGCGCACAGACCAACUGAUUGUUAACAAAAAUCUAUUAACAAAUCAUACAAAUCAUGUGUCGGUUAUUAAUGGCAGCCAUCAAAGCGCCAAUAAUAAUGGCAUCGAUAAUGUCCUACUCGUCCAAACCCAUCACAACCAGUGUUUGGAUACGUUUGUAGCCAAAUAUCCGGCCAUUGAUAAUAACAGUGAUAUGGAGAAAUCGUUUGCCAAUGAGUUUGUCAUUUAG